Messenger RNA from Thlaspi arvense, 462 nucleotides. The record is from the annotation of a GenBank genome assembly. Lineage: Eukaryota; Viridiplantae; Streptophyta; Magnoliopsida; Brassicales; Brassicaceae.
AUGGUACGAGAUCUCUUCUCGAGGUAUGACGAAGGCAUCGAAAUGGAUGAAGAAGGAUGGUACCGUGUGAGUCCCGAAGAAAUCGCAAUCAAACAAGCAGAGAGAUGUGGUAACACUAUCCAAUGUGCUGAAGUAUCUUCUUCUGUUGUUGCUAUCGACAUUGAUCCGGUAAAAGUAGCAUUUGGCAAUGAACAAUGCAAAACUGGUUCCAGGAACAUGGAGAUGGAUGCUUGGAAUCCUCCUCGAUGGCUUUUCUUGAAGAAUCGUAAAUCGGAAGCCGUCCAAGUGCUUGUGAGAAUGUUUGACAACUCUCGGUUAGAGGACGAGAUUGACAUCUUUAGAGGAAGAGAAGCUAAGGAAACGCGCUAUCUCUACGGUGCAUGUGUCACUGAUAAAAAAACGAUACUAUCCCCUUUUAGAUAUGGUUAUCUUGCUGCAAAGUUUCUCCAUGAUAUAAAAUAG